UGAUUAUAUACAAUAUAGAGAAAAGAGACAAAGAAAAUCAUUUUGUUAUUUUUUAUUCUAUAUUCCUUAUCUUAUUAGGUAACACAGGUUUGUGCAAUUUUCAACACUGAGUAAAUAUAAUGAAGCAAGCUGAAGCUGAAGAUAGCUGUAGAUUGUACAAGUAUUAAUGGCUACUGGCAGUAGUCCAGAAACAGAUGCUGGCUUCAGCUCAUCUCCUACCGAUGUAUAAUGAUACUGUGCUGAUAUCACUAACUGACCACAUCAGAUAUUGUUCCAUCACAAGAUAGCCAGGGCUGAGUCAAACGAGUACAACCAACAGAGCCACAGUAUUUCAACAGAACAUCGACUCAGUGACCAGAAAAAACUUGUUGUUCAUGGGCAGUACUAUACCAUCAACUUAUAUAAUGGAAAAAAUCGGUCUGAAACGUUACAAGUGUCAAUUGUACAUUGUUUUUACAUUACUACUUUUAAUCAUCUCCUUAUAUUUUGUCCUCUUUCAAAAAGCAAACAUGAAGCCAAACCUUGAGCCUUCGGGUUCAGGUCUUAAAUUAAUUUUGUUCUGGAAUACGUUUUAUGGCAAUGAGGAAUACUAUUGGGGUUUAGGCCAUGAAGCUUUCAAAAAGAACUGCCCAACAGGUCUAGCACAGAACUGUGAAACAAGCAGCGAUAAAAAAUUACUCAAAAAAGCAGAUGCCAUUGUCAUGUUCACGAGACAAUUUAGCAAACCUCAUGUAAAGUAUCAAAACCAACAAUGGGUGUUCUUUAAUGUUGAACCUCCACCACAUAGUUUUGAUUCAUCUGACAACAUGCCAAAUGUACCCCAAAGGCUCUCUGAAUUGAAGAAUGUUUUUGACCUUACAAUGACAUACAGACUGGAUUCAGAUGCAAUUCGCACCUAUGGUCAGAUGGUACCAUUUAAUUCUUCAGCACCACACAAUUUUCAUAACUAUGCUGAAGGGAAGGAAAAGCUCAUUGCGUGGUUUGUCAGUCACUGUGAUACGUCUAGUAAUCGUAUGGCAUAUGUGGACGACCUUAAGCAACACGUUGAUGUAGACAUCUAUGGCGACUGUGGAGAUCUAAAGUGCCCCAGGUUCAGUGACGAAUGCAACGACAUGGUUAACAAGAAAUACAAGUUUGUUCUUGCUCUAGAAAAUGCGAUAUGUCGUGAUUAUAUAAGCGAGAAAGUGUUCAACUCGCUGAAAUUGGAUGCUGUGCCAAUUGUAAUGGGAGGAGGAAACUACAGCAAUGUUGUGCCUACACACUCUGUUAUCAACAUCGCUGAUUACUUGUCACCGAAGGCACUGGCCGAUUAUCUCAAGAUACUUGAUAAGAAUGACACACUGUACAACGGCUACUUCACGUGGAAGGGAAAGUUUGAAUUCCGGGAUCGACCAGGCUUUUGCGACCUCUGCAUGAAACUCAAUCAUCUAUCACAAAGCAAGACACCUUACAAGAACAUGUACAACUGGUAUGUACGCGAUGCCAAGUGCCGAAGAUGGAACAGUCAAGCACAGGAGUGGAGUAUUGACGAAGGUUUGACUUAGGAUGAUAUUAGUAUUCUCAUGUACAUACCGCAAGCGUAUGGGCGUGUAAGGCAUUUCGAAUGUUUAAUAUGCAUGUUUCCCUGUGUGUCAUGGUUUAACAUCACAUCAGAUAAAAUAUCUGUUGUACGUACCUGACUUGUGUAUGAAGUGCCGUCAGUGGAAAAUGUCCUGCGAAUGUUAAAAUAUUAAAGAGAAUGUGCAACCUAAUGUUGCUAACCUAAACCUUCUUUUGGGCAACACUCACAUAAAGUAGGUAACUUAGCAACAUGGUUAGGUAUAUUAUGUCCCAGGUGUUUUUUGUAAUUGUGUGAUUAAUUGUAAAAGUGCAACAGGUGUUCCAGCAACAAAAUGCAGAGCGAUGCUCUUCCACUGAUCGGUUGCUGGUUAAAAUGAUAAUUUUUCCAUCUUAGGAUUGAUACAGCAAGUCUGCAUCCGUGAUAAGUUUUCACUUUAGUCUAACAACAAGCAUAGCUAACACAGAUAGUAGAUCUAAGAUGUAUAAGUUCUAACUGCAGGUAUCCUCUAGUGUGUAUACCUAGAUGCCUUUUAAGUCGCACUGACCGUAUCUGUCUUUAUGUGUCGUUCUAACGUAGUUAGGUUGUAACGUUGUAACGUGGGUCAUUGUCCAGCACUUCCACUUCCACGUGGUCAAAUACAGUAGUGCUCGCUUUAUCAGGACAGGUCGGGAAUCAUGAGAUGUCCCGAUUAAGCAGAAGUUAGGGUUAUAACGUUUAUUUGAAAUGAACGAAUUUUGUUCUGCAGAAAGUAUCCUGAAGUCCUGUCCCAUUUAUCUGAUGCAUAAGGAUUGUUUUUCAAGGACAUAUGCAAAUGACAAUAGGCGCAUUCACACUGGCACGAAUAAGCGGGAUGCAAAUCUCGGUUUUUGCAUCGCGAUCGAAAUACCGAGAUUUUUACAAGU
Molecule: messenger RNA, 2463 nt
Organism: Priapulus caudatus
Lineage: Eukaryota; Metazoa; Priapulida; Priapulimorpha; Priapulimorphida; Priapulidae
Product: alpha-(1,3)-fucosyltransferase C-like
Exons: 2
Coding region: 375-1544 (389 amino acids)
Cellular component (GO): membrane
Molecular function (GO): alpha-(1->3)-fucosyltransferase activity
Source: RefSeq, a predicted model, not a curated record